AUGGGACAGGGACAGGUGGCUCCAUGCGUGUCCCUGUCCCUUAUGCCUGAGUCUCCCCAGAGGUUGGGGGGCAGGGGACAGGGGGACAGCUGCUCCCACCCCUGUGUGGGCAGCGACAAAAUUCCCUCCACCCGGCUACUCUGUGCCUCAUGGGGAGACCGCUCUGGGGGUAUGUACAGGGGACAUCCGUGGGGACAUGGGACUCCCAAAACAUCCCAUCGCCUGCGUGCCGGGGGUCCCCCCACCCCCAGCUGCAGCCCCCGGGAUGCCGAGGUGUCUUCACCCAGGGCUGUGCCCACCUGCCCUGGCUCUUCCCCAGCUGUUGGAGAUUUUCCCCAUAGAAAAUCCCACGGGACGCAAAAUUUUCCCCUGGGGAAGCGGGGGCUCAUCCCUAAGGGCAACUCUCGGGACCAGAGCUGCACAUUCCAGGCAGGGAGCGGGGGACAUCGAGGACACUUCUCCCGGCCCCACCGAAGGGGCACAACCAGGGGGUCCCCACGCAGGGGGACAGCGGGGUCGCCAGCAGCCGGAGCCGUGGCUCGUCCCCUCCUGGGAUGUCCCGGGGCGGUGUCGGUGGAAGCCGCCUCCGAGCAGGAACGAGGAAGGGGGAGCUGGGAACUGGCUCCGUCCCCCGGAUCUCCCGGUGCUCCAACGGCUGCGGGUGGCCGUGGGCCAGCAGCCACCGCUCCAGCAAAAUAUUUACCCGAGUGGCACCGAGCCAUGGACCAGCCUCCCGCCCGCCCGGCACCACGCGGCAAAGCUCGGCAAAACACGGCGCAGCCCAGCUCUGGGUGGCAAAUCUUGGCUCUGGGUGGCAAAUCUCGGCUCUGGGUGGCAAAGCCCAGCUCUAGGUGGCAAAGUCCAGCUCUGGGCGACAAAUCUUGGAUCUGCGUGACAAGUCUUGGCUCUGUGUGAUAAAACCUGGCUCUGAGUGACAAACUUGUCACUGUAGCACAGCGCAGUGACCAGCCGGGUGGGGACAAAUCAGGGACAGGCGCCAGCAGAGCCCAGUGUCUUCAUGGAGACCAAAACCUUGGGACAAGAUCCGUGCGCUGCUGAUGCGUCCCUGCCCUUCUGGAGCACCGUCCUCGCUGGACACGGAUCCAGGAUGGAAAAGAACCUGACCCCGGCACAGGGGGGUCCCCAUUCCUGCCCCACACCCCCUCUCUGGAGGCUGUGGGUGGAGGUGCAAGGGCGUGAGCCCCUCGCCGGCCGCGGCGCCCCGACACGUGUCACAAUAGUAAUGUAAUUUGUCCGUUAACAAUGGGCAGCUUGAGGUUUAUAUUUAAUUACACCGAUCGCACCAACCUGAA
Molecule: messenger RNA, 1313 nt
Organism: Oenanthe melanoleuca
Lineage: Eukaryota; Metazoa; Chordata; Aves; Passeriformes; Muscicapidae
Product: collagen alpha-1(III) chain-like
Exons: 2
Coding region: 1-915 (304 amino acids)
Source: RefSeq, a predicted model, not a curated record